GGCGUUGUUCAUUCGAAUUUCAAAUUUCCCUAACGUUUAUUUCCUGUAGAAACGAAGGAUUCGAAAAUUGUGUUGGUAUUAAAGGCCUUUCGACAUAUAAUUAUUGUAAUUACGAGAAGUACCUUUAACAUCGCUUUAAUUGUAGUGGCUAUUGAUUUCAUUUUUGAGUUAAAAUACGAGAAAGAAAGUAAAGAAAUUGAAAUAUUGUUUGUUCAAGAUGACAGCCAGAGAUAUAUACUAUUCAGAGAAGUACUAUGAUGAAGAGCACGAAUACAGGCAUGUUGUGUUGCCAAAAGAAUUGGUGAAAUCGGUGCCGAAGAAUCGUCUAAUGUCUGAACAAGAAUGGCGAGAUAUUGGUGUCCAACAAAGUCAGGGAUGGGUACAUUACAUGACACAUCAACCUGAACCCCAUGUUUUGUUGUUCAAACGAAAGAAGACAACUACCCCUGUAAAGAAGUAAAGUUUUGUGAUAUAAUUAAAAGUUGUACAGUUUUUGCAUAAAAAGAUUAGUGUAAGUUUAGCCCAUGACAGAUCUUGUAAUGUUUCAAAAGAAUUCUUAUUUUUAAAAGUACAUGAAAUAAGAGCAUCUGUUAAUUCAUAUAAUAACCAAAUUAAUUAAAAAGCAAAAUAAUAACACAUAUUUUUAUAAGUAGAAAUGACAUUUAAUAGGCUCAACAGGAAAAAUAUACUAUUAUUAUUGAUUGUUUUACGGACUCUAUGGACACUGUCCAUAAAGGAUUAAAAGCAUUGGUUAUAUUGUGAUUGAAGUUGUAACAAUUUUUUGUGUAUUAUUAGGUUUGUAAUGGGUGUAAUGAUCUUCAUUCCAUACUGUUUAAGUUCAUUGGUGUAUAAUUAGUCAUUAAUAUGUAAGACUUCUAUGUUUCUGCUGUUUUUAUAUACUAAACUGUAUUGUAGUCUUCGUUAUCAGAAGUGAAGAAAGUUGUAUUUGUAAGAAAUUCCUUUGUUGAAAGAGUGUUUCAAAGGAAUUGAAAAUCUUUGUUAUGAUUGUACUAAGUAAAGCAAAUUUAAAAUUAGGUCAGGAAGUAAUUUACAGAACCUUUCUAUGCUUUUUUAUGUAAUGUUGGUAUUAUUUAAUUAAUUUGAUACUUAGCUGAGGCACCAUUCUUUACAUAAAAACUUUGUUUUAUAUGAAGUAAAUAUGUCCCUAAUCCACAUUUAAAUCAUUAAUUCAUUCAUUCUCAUUGUAAAUAAUGUAAUUGUAAUGGUCAUAUUAAUUAAUUAUCAAAAUGUCAUUAAUUGUUAAUGUGGUGUUUAUUUUUUUAACAAACUGAUAUUAAAUAAAUUAUUUGGUGCUAUGUUAAACACUUGUUUUAUUUAAAAGACUUGGGAACUAGAAAACUGAGUAUAAUAC
Diatraea saccharalis (sugarcane borer) is the source of this 1372-nucleotide messenger RNA. The record is from the annotation of a GenBank genome assembly. Lineage: Eukaryota; Metazoa; Arthropoda; Insecta; Lepidoptera; Crambidae.